AUGGAGAAGUAUGAACUGGUGAAGAGAAUUGGGAAAGGUGGAUUUGGAACGGCCAUCCUUGUCAAAUCCAAAGAGGAUGGACACCAAUAUGUCAUCAAAGAGAUAUAUGACAUAUCUAGAAUGUCACCUGAAGAGAGGCAGAAAGCUCAAAAAGAAGUUGAAGUCCUCGCCAAGAUGAGUCAUUCCAACAUUGUCCAGUAUAAAGAGUCUUUUGAAGAGGAGGACUGUCUGUAUAUUGUGAUGGACUACUGUGAGGGAGGAGACCUCUUAGAGAAGAUCAAAUCUCAGAAAGGAGAACUUUUCUCAGAAGAUCAAAUCCUGGACUGGUUUGUGCAGAUUUGUCUGGCACUAAAGCACAUCCAUGAUAGAAAAAUCCUCCACAGGGACAUUAAACCACAGAACAUAUUUUUGACAAAAGGUGGGACUGCACAGCUCGGGGACUUUGGAGUUUCAAGGGUGCUGAACAGCACUGAAGAACUGGCAACAACAGUCACAGGAACACUACUUUACCUUUCACCAGAGAUCUGGGAAAACAAACCAUAUGACAACAAAAUUGAUAUUUGGGCCCUCGGCUGUGUCCUGUAUGAAAUGUGCACUCUUAAGCCUGCAUUUGAGGCUGGUGAUAAGAAGGAUCUAGAACUGAAGAUCAUCGAUGGCUCAUACCCUCCUGUGUCUGAUCACUACUCCCAAGAACUGCGUUCUCUCUUGGAACAGCUGUUGAAACACGACCCCACAGAGAGGCCCUCAGUCAGCAGCAUACUGGAAGAACCUUUCCUCUCCUGUAGGAUACAGAAGUUCCUCACACCACAGGUUCAGUCAGAGACUCUUAUGAUGUCUGACAAAAAAAGAAAAAAGAAGACACUUGAAGAGGAGAAGAAGCAUGAAGAUAACGGUCCAUCAAUCACCUCUACUGCUGGUGCAGAAUCUGGUUAUGUAACCCAAGAAGCUCACAGUGCUGGUGUCGGCUGCGAGGAGGGAAACACUCCCUCUAAAACCGCUCUGUGUGGGAAACAUGACAGCGAGACAAAAGCUCAAAGCUGUGUGUCCAUGAAGAGUGAUGAUUCUAAGGAUUGCAUUAUAUUAUUUAAAGAUGGGCAAUCUACUGGUGAGCUACACUUUUCUUCAGCAUCAGUUCAGAGUGAAGCAGGUGGAGGUGAAGAUGGUGUUGAUAUAGAUGUUGAUACUGAGAUAAAUUCAGACAAACACCCACUUGAGACAAAAUGUCUCAACAAAAGAAAAGUUUUGUUGCAGCCUGUAGUGAUUUUACAGUUUCUUGAUGUCUUUUUCAACUUUCUCUCCAAACUUGGACUGAAAAAAUUUUAUACCAACAAGCUCACUCUUCAGUCUCUUCUGGAAAUCAACAAAAACAGCAUUUAUGAUGAAACUGUUGAAUCACUGGAGGAAAUACCAUGGUGCUUUCUCAGGAAACUCUUUCAAAUCAAUGCAAAAUGCAGAAACUGUACACAGUUAUCAAACAAUGAUGAUGAUGAUGAUGAUGAUGAUGGAAACAAUGACUUUGACAAAGACACAGAUGACUCUGCAGACAACAAGGUUAACCCUCUCGACCUCAUAGUCGCACUCUUUCUUUGUGCUGACAGCUUCUUGCAACAGGAAAUGGCCCUCAAGAUGUCAAUGUGCCAGUUUUCUGUCCCACUGCUGUUGCCUCAUGGUGAUAACAGUCAGUGUUCCCUGAUGCUGUGGGCUCUGAGAGACAUCGUCAAAGAGUGGUGUCCACAUGAUUUGUCUGAAUCAAGAGGAUUUGUUGAAGACAACAUUGUCCAAGCAAAUAUACCAUUCUUUACCUUUGUGAGGCUGAAAAACUGUAGUUUGUCCAAGUCACAGAUGUUGAAUCAUGUUCUCAGUCAUGGUCAACAGAAUCACAACAUCUUCAUACACAGAGAUAUGGAAGGAGGAGAACUUAUAAGAAAAAUUGCAAAUGGUUUGGUUGAGGUUUUCUGGUACCUUCCCAGUGGCAAAAAAGAUCUAGACAUAUUUCCAGAACCAGUUGCCUUUGCCAAUUUGAGAGGAGACAUUUGUGAGUCACUCGCACAAUUCAAUUUUCUAUUUCAAGUGUCAACUGCUACCUUUGUGUUCCUGGACAAAGUUGAAGAAAAUGAACACAAGAUUCUGACUUCUCUUCAAGAUGUGAAAUCCAAACUCUUCUUGAUUGUUAAUCGCAAGGACAACUCUAGAGAGGACAUGAUGUCUGUCCAGACAACACUGAAAGAGUUAGAGCUACCAAAAAGCAGCGUGAAAACCAAAGACUCAAAGGUAAAUGUUGCAGAGUUCUCAAAGAAACUUUGCACAGCCAUCAAGAAAUCACUGCCAGAAGAAACACCCACAUUGAACAUUGUCAAUAUGGUUGGAAAAGCGGUUGAACUUGGUCUGUCUGUGGAUGAAAACACAAGUGACAAACAAAAGAAAGCAGUUGAGGAGAUCAUGGUUGACAUUGAGGGGCGAAGUAUUCCAGACUACAAGAAACAACAACUUCCUUUGCAGGGAGAUAAGUGGAAAAGAUUAUCACAGUUAGAGAAGGAGGAGUGUAGAUUGAAAUAUGGUGACUCAAGCCCUGAAGAGUAUAAAUGCCAGCUACAGGAAGAAAAACAAAAAAUUAGGGAGGAACAAAGCAAACAAAAACUGUCCAAAGGAAUGAAGAGUUUUAUUAAAACUUUAUCCACAAGUGACAAAGAAGAAAGAGAUUUUUUCCUUAAGUGGAUGAAACUCAAGUUUAACACACAUUCACGGAGGAAACUGUCUGAGCUGCGCAAGGAAUUCAAAGAGCAAUGUGAGAAGAAAGAUAAAAAUCUCACUGCAGAGUCACAACAGGCUUUGAUGGAGAGCUCCUUAGGAGUAGAGCAUUACAUGAGAGAGAUGGGACUCAUCUAUGAGUUCUCAAUUUCUGGCUCAAGAAACACUGCUGAUGAAAUAUCUUGUCUCCCUGGUUUGGCAGCUGAAAUGCUGUUGGAUGGACAUCUUUUAGAGCUCUUGGAUGGAGAUGCUUCCAACAUCCCAGAGAGAUGGGUGACAGAUGUGCUGAUGGAGCUUCACAAGAAGGUUGGAGGGAAGAGCAGAUUGUUAGUACUGACUGUGCUGGGUGUUCAAAGUACAGGGAAGUCAACACUCCUCAACACCAUGUUUGGUGUGCAGUUUCCUGUCAGCAGCGGCAGAUGCACAAGAGGAGCUUAUAUGCUUUUCCUCAAAGUUGCAGAGGAUAAGAAACAUGAGUUGAAUUAUGAAUUUAUAGUUCUCAUUGACACAGAGGGUCUAAAGUCUCCACGUAUGGCACAACUAGAGGAAAGUUAUGAGCAUGACAACCAGCUGGCAACCUUUGUGAUUGGUUUAAGUGAUGUCACCAUUAUCAACCUCGCCAUGGAGAACUCAACAGAAAUGAAAGACAUCCUGCAAAUUGCAGCUCACGCCUUCUUGAGAAUGAAGGAAAUUGGUAAAAAGCCAGUUUGUCAUUUUGUGCACCAAAAUGUUUCUGGAGUUUCAGCUCAUGAAAAUACCAGAACAGAUAGAAAGAAGCUCUUGGACCAGCUCAAUGAAAUGACACAAAUUGCAGCUGAAAUGGAAAAGAACCCUUCUAUUAAAGCUUUCACAGAUGUGCUGGACUAUGACAUGGACAAAAACCACUGGAACAUCCCAGGACUCUGGCAAGGAACCCCUCCGAUGGCACCAGUGAACACAGGUUACAGUGAAGCUGUAGCAGAUUUCAAGAAAAAUCUUUUGACAACAGUGAAAACAGACCGAAGCAAUGACGUCUCACAGAUCCCAGAGUUUCUAGAAUGGAUGAGAAGUCUCUGGAAAUCAGUGAAAUAUGAGAACUUCAUCUUUAGUUUCAGAAACACUCUUGUGGCUCAGGCCUACGACAACCUUUGCAAAGAGUUCAAUCAAUGGGUAUGGCAGUUCAGAAAAGAAAUCCUCUCCUGGCAAAAAGAAGCAGAGUUGGAAAUCUUAAAUUCUGAAAUUGAAUCUGAACUCCAACAUUUAAAUGAUUUGGUUGAAUCAAAAAAAUCAGAGGUGUCAGAAAAAAUAGUAUCUGAAGAAAGAAAACUGAAGGAGAAACUUACAAACUACUACAAAAAGAAAGACCAGAAUGUAAAUCUGAUAGAAAAAUACAAAAGUGACUUUUUCAACAGCAUCAGUAGUCUCGCAAAGGAAAUCGAACAUUCAGUGAAAAAUAAACUGGAUUGUGCACUUGAGCUGAAAAAAAGUUCAAAAAAUGUUCAAGACAUUCAGAGUAAAUACAGAGGAGUGAUUGAAGACGAGGUCAUGAAGCUCCUGAUUGAGUGUAAAAACUCUGAUGAACUGUCUUAUGAACAGCUGACAGAUAAGUUUGAAAAGAUGUGGACUGAAGCCACUAAAAACGCGUCUGGCCUGAAAGAGCGAGAUAUUGCAGCAUGUGUCCUGAAUCAGUUGAGAGGAAAUUCCUCAAAUCAUAAUGUCAAUGAGAAAUUGCAGAAAAUUGAAGACGUAAAAGAGAUUGGGAAGGAUCCAUUUAAAGCCAGAUGUGAACAUACAGACUCCUGGAUAGAGAAGUUUAAACAUCUGUUUCGACUGGGAAAUCUGCAGAACAUCGCUGACCGUGUCAUUGAGCCUUGCACUGGUUUUGUGUUUGAUAAAGCAAAGACAAACACAGAUUACAAUGACUCUUUUACAAGGGAGCUUCUUGAAAAAAUAGAUGAAUCCCUUGAUCAAAGUUACAAGCAUCACAAAAUAAAUGCGAAGUUUGAGAUUGACCUGAAACUUCACAUUUGUGGCAUUGCCUCAAGGGAAUUCCUCAAAAUGCACCAAAAAUUCUUGUCAGAUAAUGAUCCUCGAACUCAGCUGCAGAAGUAUAAGACUCAGUACUUGUCAGAUUUUCUUCAUUUAUACAAACAGAGAGAUGAUUGUCAGCGCAAAGCAAAGCAUUUUGUCAGAUGUUGUAUCAAACCUGCUGUGGAAGAGUACAUCAACAGAUCUCUGGGGAUAAACAUAGUGGAUGAAAUUUUGACAGGUUGUCAUUCAGCAGAGUUCAGUUCCCGCUCCUUGUUCCAGUACAAGAUUCAGGAAGAGUUGCUGCAAAAGGAAGAAUUUGUGAGUUUUACCACGUACAUUGAUAUGUAUGAAAUACAUGUUAAGGAUUGGAUAGUUGAGCAAAUCCAGCAACAAAUGUCAGAGAACAAAACUUUGUGCAAACUGAAGAUCAAGAACCUUCAAGUCAUAGUUGACAAAAUCACAGCAGCCUUAGAGCAGGCCACAAAAGGACCAGAUGGUGUUCAACUACCAGACAACAAAGAAAGCAUCACAAAGCUCAUCAGCAACAUGCAGAAGAAUUUGAUUAAAGAUAUCUCAAUUUCAGUGGAGGCUGAAAAAACUGCCUUGUUUCAAAUCCAAAGCACGUGUCAUCCAUUUAUCAACAGCCUCAAAAUGUCAAUAGAAGACUUGAAAGAACAGCUUCAGGAGGAAUUCUCAAAGUCUGAAAACAUCACUGAGACUCUGAACAAACUUCCAAUCAAACCACAGGAUGAGCUUUUCAAGCGAGUGUUUGGUUGUGGAAAAAAAUGUCCAUUUUGUAAAGUUCCCUGUGAGGCUGGAGGCAAAGAUCACAAGCAGCAUCAUGCAGCUGUUCAUCGACCACAAGGUCUUGGUGGAUGCAGGAAUGUAGACACCGAUAAGCUGGUUGAAGCACUGUGUACAACUUGUGUGCAAAGUAAACGUAAAUUCAGUAACACAGACACUAAAGGAGAGUGGCAUCCUUACAAAGACUACACCAAGUACCAUCCAGACUGGCACAUUCCUCCAGAUCCCAGCAUGGAGGCAUCUGACUACUGGAAGUUUGUACUGGUAAAAUACAAUGACAGAUUUGCUCGAUUACACGAGGCCAAGCCAGCUGAUGUUCCAAAGGCCUGGAGGAGAAUCACAAAGGAACAAGCACUGAAGGGGUUAAAAGAUGCCUUCAACAUAAAGUGAACAACGUACAAAUGUCUUUAAACAAAACCACAUUUGAAACAUGCAAGAUUUUUCCAAACAAAAAUCUUUCGAGAGGAGCAAAAGGACACGUGGACUAAACAUGUUAGAGCUUUCAGCAGAUCAGAUUGGUCAAAUUCAAUCAGUUAAAUUCAAGAUAGAUCAAUACUGUUUUAAUGUUUAAAAUUUUGUUUUUUUAAUGUAAAUUACAUUGUAUUUCAAACUCAAAUUCAGACUAAAGCAGCUGCUGACAGUGAAUACUGUGACAUCCUUUGGUCUGGUGAACAUGAUGAAUGACAAAUGACAAGUUGCUGAGAAGUUGAAAAGCCGGAAAUAGUUUUGUUAGACUGUUAAACUUUUUCUGUAAUAUUUCUUUUACUUUUUUGUUCUGCGUUUUUAAUUUUUGGAGAUUACAGAUGUUUUGU
Thunnus maccoyii (southern bluefin tuna) is the source of this 6374-nucleotide messenger RNA. RefSeq names its product interferon-induced very large GTPase 1-like. The record is from RefSeq and is a predicted model, not a curated record. Gene Ontology annotation, biological process: protein phosphorylation. Bases 1 to 5952 code for a protein of 1983 amino acids. The transcript has 13 exons. NCBI's taxonomy places the organism in Eukaryota, Metazoa, Chordata, Actinopteri, Scombriformes, Scombridae. Gene Ontology annotation, molecular function: protein kinase activity; GTP binding; ATP binding.